This is a messenger RNA of Zea mays, 903 nucleotides long. Its product is annotated as molybdopterin synthase sulfur carrier subunit. Gene Ontology annotation, cellular component: cytosol; molybdopterin adenylyltransferase complex. Gene Ontology annotation, biological process: Mo-molybdopterin cofactor biosynthetic process. NCBI's taxonomy places the organism in Eukaryota, Viridiplantae, Streptophyta, Magnoliopsida, Poales, Poaceae. The record is from RefSeq and is a predicted model, not a curated record. The transcript has 2 exons. Bases 1 to 459 code for a protein of 152 amino acids.
AUGACUGAGGAUUGCGCGCGCUCGCUCCCGGCGCUCGCGUGCCUGCUCGUGGAGUUCCGUGACACCACCCACCUUGUCGCGUUCGUGGCCAACCAGUUCAGGACGACCUCCUUCACCACAGCACGCGACGUCGUCAUGUCCGCGCGGUGCCUUUGUAUGCUCGCGGUGACGGCGCUGAAUCUGUGUGUUGGAUGCGAACAGGCAGCGCCAGCCGCGACGGUGAAGGUGCUCUUCUUCGCCCGCGCGCGAGACCUGACGGGCGUGGCGGAUUCGGCGGUGGAGGUGCCGCCGGGGAGCACCGCGGGGGAGUGCCUCGCCCGGGUCCUGGCCCAGUUCCCCAAUCUGGAGGAGAUCCGGGGCUCCGUCGUGCUCGCGCUCAACGAGGAGUACGCGGCCGACUCCACCGCGGUCGCCGACGGCGACGAGCUCGCUGUCAUACCGCCCAUCAGUGGCGGCUGACGUUAACCACGACCGGCUAACCACAUAAAUCAUUGAAAAAAGAGAGAAUGCUGUUCCUCUACCUUACCCCAAAUGAUUGAAAAUUAUAUUCUCGAUAAAAUAAUCUCUUAUUCUUGACUACAAGUUUGUUUACAUUGAUCAGUAGUAUUUGUUGUCAAAGAAUGGAUGAAACUAAAGCUACUAUCUUGUAUGCUGAUACAUGUGUUACUCGCUCAUCCCUCAUCGCUGACAAACACCAAUGUAGCAUGUAAAUACUGAAAUUCCUUUAUUUUACUUAAUUUAUUAUAUAAAAUAUAAAAAUAGACAGAGCAGACGAGAGAAUCUUUACAUAUAGAGGAGGAUGGAGAAGUGUUCUCUGUGUUUAGACGAGGCUCCGUUCAAUGUUAUAUGUUGGAUUAAUGUGGGCUUGGCCCAAAUUAAUAUUCAAUAAUAGUCAAUGCUAAU